Oncorhynchus keta (chum salmon) is the source of this 436-nucleotide messenger RNA. RefSeq names its product phospholipid-transporting ATPase VA-like. The record is from RefSeq and is a predicted model, not a curated record. Lineage: Eukaryota; Metazoa; Chordata; Actinopteri; Salmoniformes; Salmonidae. The annotation marks the transcript as partial. Gene Ontology annotation, cellular component: plasma membrane. Gene Ontology annotation, biological process: phospholipid translocation. Gene Ontology annotation, molecular function: ATPase-coupled intramembrane lipid carrier activity. The transcript has 4 exons.
UACCCAUCGCAGUGGAAGGAGAGAUGGUCUGUACAAAGACAACUUGCUGCUGAGGGGCUGUACCAUCCGCAAUACAGAGGAGUGUGUGGGGAUCGUCAUCUAUGCAGGUCAUGAGACUAAAGCCAUGCUGAACAACAAUGGCCCCCGCUACAAACGCAGUAAACUGGAGAAACAGAUGAACGUGGACGUGGGCUGGUGCGUCAUCAUCCUAUUGGUCAUGUGCCUGUUCUCUGCUAUCGGUCAUGGCUUGUGGAUGUAUCAGUACGGAGAUAAGAGACCCGUGUUUGAUGUCCUUAGUCCUGAAGGAGCCGAGCUGUCACCUGUCCUGUCUGCCAUCUAUCUCUUCCUCACCAUGAUCAUCGUCUUUCAGGUACGCCCUCUCUAUUCUAUUCAAUUCGCUCUCACUCCCUCUCGACCAAUGGGCUUUAUUGAAUAA